This is a messenger RNA of Parnassius mnemosyne (clouded apollo), 969 nucleotides long. The record is from the annotation of a GenBank genome assembly. Lineage: Eukaryota; Metazoa; Arthropoda; Insecta; Lepidoptera; Papilionidae.
AUGCAAACAUUGUUUGACUAUCACGAAGAUGGAUGUCCAUGGUACUACUUUGAUAGUUCCUAUAAAACAUUACUGGGCGCGUGUCUUAUUAUCUUCGGUGUAUUUGGGGUGCUGCUCAACGGCUGGCUUUUUGCCACGUUCAUCCACAGUCAUUUGCUUAUUUCGAAAAGUCAUAUACUUGUACUCAAUCUUUGUUCGGCAUCACUUGGCAGAAAUCUUCUCGGUUCUCCAUUUUCGGGAUCGUCUGCUAUUGCAGGAAGAUGGAUAUUUGGGUCAGCGGGCUGUCAAUUAUUCGCAUUCUUAAAUCAAUUUUUCGGUAUCUUUCAAAUGAGCGCUUUACUUGCAUUAGUAUUAGAAAGGUAUUUGUUAGCAAGACGCUCUAGACGAGAAAAAACUUUAUACUUUAGAUUUUACUGGAUCAUCGCUGGUGUGUGUUGGCUUAUUUCUGUGAUAUUUGCAACGCCACCUUUAUUUGGGUACGGAGUAUAUUCAUGCGAUUCAACCGAUACAAUAUGCUCUUUUCUUUGGCCAGCAUCAAGUGCAAAACAAUUGGGUUUUAGUAUCCCAUAUGUCAUCUUAUGUGGCUUGGUUCCGCUAAUAGCAAUAUUUCAUUUUAUGGGCAAGGCUGUGCGAUUGGAGAGAAUUUAUUACAAAAAUGAACAAUUAAGAGAAGAAAAACGAUUAACGAGGAGUAUCCAUAUAGUUUGUGUUGCAACGUUGGCGUUAUGGAUCCCUGCCGGCGUGCUCGCAGGCUGGCAGUGGGUGCCGCUUCUUAUCUACGGUUAUAGACCACACGUACCACCUACGCUCUCUUUAUUGGCGCCGAUUGCAUCAGAGGCGGCAACCAGCAUACCAGUUUUAUGUUAUUUAUCGGGAGAUGAGAGAUUGCGAGCUGCAUUGCUAGGGCGCAUGCGCAAACAGUAUGGCCUCCUUCGACCAGACCGAGCACAGCGGUACAUCAGAGCCUAG